GUUGCCAACCAGCAGCUCACGGAGAAAAUAGCUAUGAUGGUAUUGGGAUGUACGGGGAGAGAAUUACGGAGCGGACGCAGAUGGAUGAAUGGUGGUGAUGGAACAGUAGGUCGGCUCAAAAUGAGGCGCCUUUGCUUGGCCAACGGGUUUCCGUUAGGCCGAUCUCUGAGGCAAAACACAACAACACACAAAACAACAAGGCAGACCAACAAUCCCCUCUCUCUCCCCCCCCCCCCCCCUCGCUUCUCUCCCAUCUCUCCGCAGCAUUUCCUAUUGCCGUCGACAUAGCCAUCUCUUUCUGCAGUUUCUUUACUGAGCGUUUCUGCGAACGAUCGGAUUGAGAAGCCGGAUCAAUGUGAAUGCAGGGAAUGCUAUUCUGAGCCGGACAAUGACCAAAAGCCACACGGACACUUUUCAGGGAGAGAGCGGGAAUCCCCAGCACCCCCAAGGGCCGGCCCGGCCCCCGGACAGCGCGCAUACCCGCGGUGGCAAUAAGGUUUUCAAGAGUGGGCCACUAUUUUUGUCAUCCAAAGGAAUUGGAUGGACAUCCUGGAAGAAAAGGUGGUUUAUUUUAACACGCACCUCAUUGGUCUUUUCAAGAAGUGACCCUAAUGCUGCUCCUCAAAAGGGGAGUGAGGUGAACCUGAUCCUUGGUGGUAUUGAUCUCAACAAUUCAGGCAGUGUUGUCGUGAAAGCAGAUAAAAAACUUCUGACUGUGCUCUUUCCUGAUGGUCGUGAUGGCCGAGCUUUCACACUGAAGGCUGAGACUUUGGAGGAUUUAUAUGAGUGGAAGGCUGCUCUAGAGGAAGCAUUGGCCCAAGCACCAAGUGCCACUCUUGUGAUGGGGCAAAAUGGCAUACUUAAUAAGAAUGAACAGGCUGAAUCUGAUGGUACUGCAGAACAACAGUCUAAGGAGAAACAGCCGGUUAAAUCCUUUGUCAUUGGUCGGCCAAUCUUACUUGCUUUGGAAGAUAUAGAUGGAACACCAUCUUUCUUGGAGAAAGCCCUUAGGUUUGUAGAAGAGCAUGGAGUCAAAGUAGAGGGGAUAUUGCGGCAAGCAGCAGAUGUUGAUGAUGUUGAACACCGGAUUCGAGAAUAUGAGCAGGGGAAAACUGACUUUUCUGUGGAGGAGGAUGCACAUGUAAUUGCUGAUUGUGUCAAGUAUGUUAUUCGGGAGUUACCAUCAUCUCCAGUACCUGCAUCUUGCUGCAAUGCACUACUGGAAGCAUGCCGAACUGACCGUAGCAGGAGAGUUGCAGCUAUGCGUGAAGCUAUAUGUGAAACAUUUCCAGAGCCAAAUCGCCGCUUAUUACAAAGAAUUCUUAUGAUGAUGCAAAAAGUGGCUUCUCACAAGAAUGAGAAUCGAAUGAGCUCUUCAGCUGUAGCAGCUUGCAUGGCACCAUUACUUCUUCGUCCCCUUCUGGCUGGUGACUGCGAACUUGAAAAUGACUUUGAUGUGGGCGGUGAUGGUUCUGUUCAACUUUUGCAAGCAGCUGCUGCAGCUAACCAUGCUCAAGCCAUUUGUAUAACUCUGCUAGAGGAGUACGACAGUAUAUUUGGGGAAAAUGCCAUGUCAACUGAACUAUACUCUGACUCAGAAGAAACUGGAACUGAUAGUGAGGAGUUGUCUGAUGACUAUGAUGAGGAUGAUGAGAUUGAAGAUGAUGGAGAUGAAGAUGGAACAGAGGGUUCUGAUGCAGAGUUAGAUGAAGACUCUGAACAUGCAUCAGAUGAAGCUCAGAAUAAGACCGGCAAAACUGGAGAUGAAGAACUUUAUAAUGAUAAGAGAUCUGAUGGACCUAGCUUGGAUUCCGAGUCCAAUGAAUCAAAUGAUCAACAUAAAGUCAAUCAGAAGUCGUCAUCAAGCUCUCAUCAAAGUUCCUCGGUCCAACAUGAUAAUGUACAAAUUAGUGAGGCUUUACCAGAUCAAAGUUACAAUGGUUCAGCAAUGCAGGCUAAUGAGUCUGCUAAAGCAUUAGGAGAUGAUCCUGCAGAGCCAGGCUUGAUACAUGAUUUAACUGAUGAGAGUUCAUCUUCACAUAUUCAGAAGUCUACAGCUAUAUCAGAUGAAGCAGCUCAUGGUGGACGGCGUACUGCUGCUGUAUGGGGGCGUGCCCCUGCAAAGAAGAACCUUUCAAUGGAAACUAUUGAAUUUUCCUGUGAAGAUGAGGCUGAGAUUGAGAGGCUUGAGGCAACCAAAAUUGAUUUGCAAAAUCAAGUUGAGGAAGAGGCUAAAGGAAAUGCAGUUCUACAAGCAAGUCUGGAGAGCAAAAAGAAUGCUUUGCUUGAGCAUCGUCUAGCUCUUGAGCAAGAUGUUGCAAGACUACAGGAACAAUUGCAGAAAGAGAGAGAGUUGAGGACUGUGCUGUUAGCUGGACUUAAAACGCCUCAAGGGUCUUAUCCUUUCUCAGCUUCUGUUGAUAAAAAGACUAAGGCUGAGCUUGAGGAAAUUGCCCGAGUAGAGGCAGAUGUCAUCAAUUUGAAACAGACAGCCGAUGAUCUUGGAGUGCAGCUUAAUCAACAACGUGAACAGAACUUUAGCCUGGCACAUGGCUCAGGCAAUCAACUUGUACAGACUCCAAAUCAUGAAUCAAAAUUGAAGGAGAAAGACAAGGAUAUUGAGACUACAUCUACUUUAUAUGGUUCAAAGAGGUCAACUAGAAGUAAGAAUGAUCAGUUGGAUAAGGUAGACAGUGACAGGGAGAUACAGGAGGACUUUCCAAUCUCAGGAAAUAAGAAUUUCCCUCAGAACCAGCAGUCGGAUCCAGUUCACAACUCCAAAUAUGUUGGGACUACAGGCACUUUAUCUUCUGCAGAGGCACUGACAGGCAGGGUGGCUUCUGUCUUGUCGAAGAAGUCAGGUAUAAGGGGUGAGGGGGCUAACGCUUCAUCUGCACUAUCAAGGCUGACAAAUCGACUCAACUUCUUGAAGGAACGACGCAGCCAAAUUGCUAAUGAACUCCAAAAUAUGGACUUAGAACGCAAUUCAGGGCUUUCUGAUCAAAGCCAUGAAAAAAGUAAGGGUUCAGAAUCACGCCAAUCAGGCCUAAACGUAGACAAGCUUAGGCCAGCAGAUGGUCGGUCAGUCUACAACUCCGAAAAGGGCUCAGGACUAGGCAGCAGUCAAUCCAUCCAGAAUGUAGACUCUGCACAAACAGCAGAGGGCCAUCAAGAAGAAAAUAAGGAAAAGCAUAGGAAAUCCUCUUGUCGGUCACACCGAGCGACCCAAAACUCUGAUAGAGGAAAGGCAAAAGAUCAGUCAGCUCCAAACCUGGAAAGAGGAAAAUCUGAAAGCUUCCCCAAUGUGGACAAAGGGCGAAGGCCAGAAGUCCCUCCAAGGACAUAUUCUAGAUGAUGCAAGUUUUCUCUUUCAGCAUUAUCAGCUUAUCUCACUGUCAAUUUUCUCAAUAAGGAUCAGACAGUUUGAGGAAGAUGAAUGAGCUGUUGGAUUGAGGUAAUUUGUAGGGACCCAAAAAAAUUGAUUUUGAUGAUCAUAUCUAAAGUAGCCGCUUCUGAAUUCAGACCGGAACUGCCCCUCCACAAAACCGGGAAGUAGAAGAAGAAGAAGAAGAAAGGGCCCAUGAUGUAUGUACAGAUCAUUUGCCUCCCCUGAUGAAAGUUGAAUUCUUUUGAAAUCAUGGUUUUUUGGGUUUUUCACUUGUUCACAGACAUGGUAGGACUUUUUGUAAUUAUUAGUGUUCUAUUAUGCAAGAUAUUUUGUCUACUGGUGGUCUAAGUGAAGCAGCCCUACACUGGAAUCUUCUCUGUUGCGAAAAUAGUCUUGUAGUCAGGUACCAAGUGUUGGAUAUUCAUCCUGAUGAUAUUAGGCCAUGUACGAUUUAUUCCUUGAGAAAUGGAACAACUGACUUUCAAGAAAUAAUUGUUCCCUAAUUAACAGGUGUGUGGAAUAACUGUACUACUUUCCCUUGGAGCUGGGCAUGCAAUGUAAGAUUUAAUAAUAAUCAAAGGAAGAAGAUCUAACGGAAGCUUGAAAAGUGGGUGUGAAUUUUGGGAAAGUUUCAUCAAAUUUCAGAGGCUCCCCACCUUAAAAGACAUGUGAAAUCAGGUGGUGUUGAUU
This is a messenger RNA of Diospyros lotus (date-plum), 4078 nucleotides long. RefSeq names its product rho GTPase-activating protein REN1. NCBI's taxonomy places the organism in Eukaryota, Viridiplantae, Streptophyta, Magnoliopsida, Ericales, Ebenaceae. The transcript has 24 exons. Gene Ontology annotation, biological process: signal transduction. Bases 389 to 3355 code for a protein of 988 amino acids. The record is from RefSeq and is a predicted model, not a curated record.